Juglans microcarpa x Juglans regia is the source of this 850-nucleotide messenger RNA. RefSeq names its product protein LURP-one-related 10-like. The record is from RefSeq and is a predicted model, not a curated record. Bases 94 to 729 code for a protein of 211 amino acids. NCBI's taxonomy places the organism in Eukaryota, Viridiplantae, Streptophyta, Magnoliopsida, Fagales, Juglandaceae. The transcript has 3 exons.
UUAAAAAGGAAAGAACACUCCCCCACACCACCAAAGCCUCAAGCAACAUAAGCGAGUCUUCUUCUCCAGUGCUCUGUCCCCAUUCUCAUCAUCAUGGCUCAGCCAAUUCCAGCUCCAGCUCCAAGUGGCACAAAGCUUGAAAACCCUCUUCCCAUCAUCGGCACUCAGUACUGCGCACCUUACCCCGUUGAUCUUUCGGUUGUCAAAAAAGUCAUGACCAUAGCCGAUGGUAACUUUGUUGUCACAGACAUCAACGGCACCGUCAUUUUCAAAGUUAAAGGAAAAUUAAUGUCCCUUCAUGAUCAGCGUAUUCUGCUUGAUGCUGCCGGAAAUCCUAUUGUCACUCUUCGAGAGAAGAUAAUGUCUGCACAUGACAGAUGGUAUGUGUAUAGGGGCGAAAGCAAAGAGCCCAAUGAUCUGCUUUUUACUGUUAAGCGAUCUUCAAUGAUCCAAUUGAAGGCCAAGUUACAUGUGUUUUUGGCAAAAAACACAAAGGAAGAGGUAUGCGACUUCAAGGUUGAAGGGACUUAUUCUGAAAGAAGUUGUGUCGUUUAUGCUGGAGAUUCUCCCAAUAUAGUUGCCCGGAUGUCUAAGAAGACCACCGCUCAAAGUGUUCUGAUCGGAAAAGAUAACUUUUCGGUGACUGUUUAUCCUAACGUUGAUUAUGCAUUCAUAAUUGCGCUUAUUGUGAUUUUGGACGACAUGAACAACGAAAACAGCGUUGAGUGAUCAGAUCAUGGCCAAGUUUGGAACUCAACUACGUCAAGUUGAAGAAGGAUAUUAAGUAAUCUGAUGAUUGUAUAAAAAAUUGUAUGUUUAUCCUUUCUAUGUUGGUUUGACGGCAUUUAAA